AAAUUGUGGAAAAGCAUGGUGCGUCAUUUUGCCGGCUGUCCUUCUCACGCCGCGCAAUUGGGAGUCAUAGCAAUAUGAACUUAGACUUCCUGUGAUCAAAACUUUCUUGUCCUCCCGAAUCCCUUCAAUUGCCAUCGAUCUACCUUUGUGGAGCCCUCCACAGCCGAUUUCAGUUUGGACCCUUCAUAACACGACACUCGAACUGUACGCCAAUUGACCGUCGCAAUGGGCUCAGUGCCUAUCCCAAACAUUCCAGAUCCCACGGCGGACCUGCAUUGGUCUGACUUCAAGGGACCGAUCCACGAAAUCUUCGCCGCAAAUGCACGAAAGCACCCCGAUCGAGCAUGCGUCGUCGAAACCGCGACUAGUAAGACACCGGAGCGACGAUUUACAUACAAGCAGAUAUUCGAGGCUACCUCGGUUCUGUCACAUCACUUCGUGCAGCAUGGCGUACAGAGAGGGGAGGUCGUCAUGAUCUUCGCCCACCGCGGCGUGGAUCUGGUGGUUGCGAUAAUGGCUGUACUGGCAGCAGGAGCUACAUUCUCCGUGCUGGAUCCACUAUACCCGCCAGACCGCCAAUGCAUCUAUCUCGAAGUGUCCCAGCCCCGCGCGCUCGUCGUAAUCGACAAAGCCACCCGCGAAGCCGGCCCCCUCUCCGACCAAGUGCGCGAAUACAUGGCCCAGAACCUAGACCUGCGGACAGAGGUACCAGCACUACAACUGAAGGAUGAUGGGACACUGGUUGGAGGCGCCAAGGACGGCAAGGACUGUCUUGAUGAUCAACAGAAGCUGAAGGCGGACUUGCCAGGAGUCUUGGUGGGACCCGAUUCCACGCCCACGCUGUCCUUCACGUCUGGGUCCGAAGGUCGGCCGAAGGGCGUCAAGGGGCGACACUUUUCCUUGACGCACUACUUCCCGUGGAUGGCAGAGACAUUUGGCCUCUCGGACAAGGACAAGUUCACAAUGUUGUCUGGCAUUGCGCACGAUCCGAUUCAGCGGGACAUAUUUACACCGUUGUUCCUCGGUGCGCAAUUGCUGGUCCCCAGUAAGGAAGAUAUCCAGCACGAGAAGCUCGCUGAGUGGAUGCGCAAAUACGGUGCGACGGUGACCCAUUUGACCCCGGCCAUGGGUCAAAUUCUCGUGGGAGGCGCCUCAGCGAUAUUCCCGAGCUUGCAUCAUUCAUUCUUCGUAGGCGAUUUACUGAUCAAGAGAGACUGCAGAAGGUUGCAGGACCUUGCCCCUAACGUUCGCAUUGUUAACAUGUACGGAACGACGGAGACGCAGAGAGCUGUCAGCUAUUACGAAUUGCCGAGUCGAAGCGAAGCCCCAGAAUUCCUUGAUGCUCUUGGAGAAGUGAUUCCAGCAGGCCGCGGCAUGAACAAUGUCCAAUUGCUUGUGGUAGACCGAGAAGACCGGAAUAGGAUAUGUGAACCUGGUCAGAGCGGCGAGAUCUACGUGCGCGCCGGUGGGCUAGCGGAAGAGUACCUGGGGCUGCCGGAUCAGACCGCUACCAAGUUCGUAGAGAAUUGGUUUGUGGACCCUAAGAGGUGGGUGGAAGAAGACAAUAAGAAGGUCGAGGCACAAGGCGAGCCGGAACCAUGGAGACAGUUCUGGAAUGGUCCUCGAGAUAGACUAUACAGAUCAGGGGAUUUGGGGCACUAUGGGGCUGAUGGCAAUGUCCACUGCACAGGGCGAGUCGAUAACCAGGUGAAGGUUCGAGGGUUCCGCAUCGAACUUGGCGAGAUCGAUUCUCACCUUGCCGCUCAUGGCCUGGUUCGAGAGAACGUCACUCUGCUCAGGCGUGACGCUUAUGAAGAACCAACCCUCGUCAGCUACAUUGUCCCUGAGAUGAAACGCUGGUUCCAGUGGCUACAAGAGCGAGGCGCCACCGAAAGCGUGACCGAGGAUACCAGCAUGGUGGCACUGCUUAAGCGGUUCAAAUACCUUCGAGAUGAUGUACGAGAACAUCUUAAGAAGAAGCUGCCUGCAUAUGCAGUUCCAUCCGUCAUAGUCCCUUUGAUCCGAUUCCCGCUGAACCCCAACGGCAAAAUUGAUCGGCCUGCUUUGCCUUUUCCCGAACCCGCACAGCUCGCGGCAGCAGGCGCAAGGCGACCUUCCCAGCUCGGAAAGACUCUGACUGCCACGGAGAAGACCAUGGCAGGUAUUUGGGCGGAGCUAUUGGGCGACCGCGGAGUCACCGCUGAGGGCAUCAGCGGCAGCGACUCCUUCUUCGAUCUUGGAGGACACAGUAUCAUUGCUCAGCAACUGCUCUUCAAGAUCCGCCAGCAGUGGAAGGAUAUUGACGUCCCCAUGAACACAAUCUUUCAAUACCCUACUCUGCGAGGAUUCUCAUCGAGCAUUGAUCAGGCAUUGGAUCCCAUUGGUCUACGUCUUGAUAACCAAGAAGCCAUUGACGACGAACCUGAGGACGAAGACUACUCUGCCGAUGCACGCGAUCUCGCCAAACAGCUGACAGGAUUCAAGACCAAGGAGCCACUAAAGCCAGGCCAGGAAGUACACACAUUUCUCACCGGUGCUACUGGGUUCCUUGGAGCCUAUGUACUGCGAGAUCUCCUUGCGCGGAAUGGAACAGUCACCAUUCUGGUGCGAGCUAAGGAUGCCGAUGCGGGGCUCGGUCGUAUCCAACAAACAUGUCAAGCGUAUGGCAUCUGGGACGACAGCUGGACAAACCGACUAGAAGCUGUCGUCGGCGAUCUCGAGAAGACCAACUUCGGCCUCUCUCCCGAUACCUGGAAUAAGCUCGCAGACUCCGUCGACGUCGUCAUCCACAACGGCGCCCUCGUCCACUGGGUGCUCCCCUAUUCGCGUCUCCGCGCUCCUAACGUGGUUAGCACCGUAACAGCACUUUCCCUCUGCGCCAUCGGCAAGCCAAAGAACUUUAGCCUCGUUAGCUCAACCUCUGUCCUCGACUCAGAGCACUAUGUCGAGCUGUCCGAAAAAAGUGUGGCAAAGGGCGGCACCGGCGUCCCUGAAUCAGAUGACCUCGAAGGCUCUCGCAAAGGUCUAGGGACCGGAUACGGCCAGAGCAAAUGGGCUGCCGAAUACCUCACGCGCCAAGCAGGCAAGAAAGGCCUCGCAGGAUGCGUCAUCCGUCCCGGCUACGUAACCGGCGACCCAGAAACCGGCACAACGAACACAGACGACUUCCUCGUCCGCAUGCUCAAAGGCUGCAUCCAGCUCAAGUCCCGCCCCGACAUCACAAACACCAUCAACAUGGUCCCCGUCACGCACGUCGCGCGCGUCGUCGUCGCAUCCUCUUUCAACCCCCCAGCCCCCCCCCUCGCCGUGGCCCAGAUAACCUCGCACCCGCGCAUCACCGUCAACACGUUCCUCGGCAGCUUGGAGAAAUACGGAUACACGGUCCCGCAAGUCGACUACGCGCAAUGGAAGAAGAACAUGGAAGCUUAUGUCGCGGACCGCUCGGGCACAAAGGAGGAACAUGCCCUCCUGCCCCUAUAUCAUUUCGUCACUGGCGAUCUACCCGCGGAUACGAAGGCGCCUGAGCUGGAUGACAGGAAUGCGGCGGAGGCGCUGCGCAAGGAUAAGGAGUUGACGGGCCAGGAUUGGAGUGCGGGUGGGAAGGUGGAUGAGCAGAUGGUGGGCGUGUAUGUGAGUUACCUGAUCGAGCUCGGGUUCAUGCCUCGGCCGGAGGGCAAGGUCGACAGGGAGUUGCCCGCUGUGCGGUUAACUGAAGGGAUGAGGGAAGGGAUGAAGAAGGUGGGUGGGAGGAGGGGUGUGUGAUUUCUUUCUCUUUUCUGCCACGAGCAGUCUGGGCUGGAUAUGUCUCCUUGUUGUUAGGGCUAGAUAAAAGGUGAAAAGCGCAAAAUCGGCUGUCUAUGUGUAAAUGAUAG
Trematosphaeria pertusa is the source of this 3872-nucleotide messenger RNA. Its product is annotated as large subunit of L-aminoadipate-semialdehyde dehydrogenase. Gene Ontology annotation, biological process: L-lysine biosynthetic process. Lineage: Eukaryota; Fungi; Ascomycota; Dothideomycetes; Pleosporales; Trematosphaeriaceae. Gene Ontology annotation, molecular function: L-aminoadipate-semialdehyde dehydrogenase [NAD(P)+] activity. The record is from RefSeq and is a predicted model, not a curated record. The transcript has 3 exons. The coding region runs from base 226 to 3762 and encodes 1178 amino acids.